UCCUGUAUUAUCAAUUUGGCUAUAGCAUUAGUUGUAGUGCAACCUUUAGUUAAAACUCUUGUGGCCUGGUUCUCAACAAAGAUGAAUACUUCUAUCCUACUGUUUAUUGUCAUUGCUAUGGCAGCCAUGGUGUCUGCUGGAUCUUACGGCCAUUACGGUCAUCACAGCCAUCAUAGUCAUCAUCAUGGUGUUAAGUCGUGUGUGCCAAGAUGCCAGUGUCCCUCCGGACAAUAUAUGAGUGUGAGCCAGAACAAGUGUGUCUCAAGAGUACAUCAUCAUCAUGGAGGAGGAUAUCAAGAGAUAGCAGCCAUUAUACAAGAUAUUGCAGAAAUGGAAGCCCGUGCUUAUCUGAUGAAGGGUAAUGAGAUCACUACCAACCAAUUACUUAGAAUAGGCUAAGGUUGCGGCAGGACCCUGGAGAAAGAGUGUUUUUUUACUGGAAAUGACACAAAUGAACAUGAACUGUAGCUAAUAGUUUUACAAAUUCAAUUUAUUUCAGUCUCAUAAUUAGUAUUUUAUAGAGACCAUGCAGUCGUGCGUGUUAGCUCUUAUAGCUCCUCUGUUACUGGUUGUAUGAUUUUUGUCCUUGUUAAGCUAUACCAUGCAACCACAAUAAAUUAUUAGUUUAUAGUUCA
Messenger RNA from Halichondria panicea, 635 nucleotides. RefSeq lists its product as uncharacterized. Bases 82 to 399 code for a protein of 105 amino acids. The transcript is spliced from 4 exons. Lineage: Eukaryota; Metazoa; Porifera; Demospongiae; Suberitida; Halichondriidae. The record is from RefSeq and is a predicted model, not a curated record.